GUACUUUUCCGCGCGUUUCGUAACUUCCGCUGAUUUCGAAAAAUAGUGUUUUCCAUUCAAUUGCAUUGCCUCUUCUUCGUCAGUUGCGUUUGCUUAGAAUGGAGUUCAGUUCCAUUCCCCAGAAUCCAAAAGCCGUUUCUGGUCAAUUACUUAGGAAGUUUAAAUCUGCAAUGGAUAUUUCUCAUGACAAACGCAAGGAAAUGCAAAAAAGUACUCAUGAAGCUAUUGAAUUAGUUGAAAAAAGGGUAGAAAAAGACCUGCAUGCUGAAAAAACUCGACUUUCUACAUUGUUGAACGCCUUCUACUGUAAACUUGACUAUUAUCCAAACGACGAUGUUCAAAGAAAAACAAAUCAAUUGGCGUCACUACUCAGUAAAAUAGAUUGCAGCAGUUGCUCUGAAACCAAGAUUAAAAAUGGUGUUUCUGUGUACCGCAAUCACUACAACAAUCUAAAUUCAUCAGUCGUGGCUAUGGAGAAAUCGUGCACUUCAUUUCAGAGUUUGCUUGAAGAUGUUGAUAAAAUGGAAAAAGAUUUAGAAAGAUUUUCAAAGGAGUAUCGUCUAUCAUCAGAUGGUAUGAAAUCAGAAAUGCGUUCUCUACAAGGGAUUAAAAAAAGGCAUACAAAAAUGUCAAAAUCUUUGUCACAACAAAAUAAAUCUCUAACCAAGUCUAUAGCAUCAACUGGAAGAGUAAUUGAUCAUCGUGUCCUAGUUGCCUGGUCCAAGGAAAUUAAAGAAUUAAAAGAACGCAGAGCACACCUAUCUGAACGUGUUGACCAGUAUAUGGGCAUUUCUGUGGUAAAUACUUUUCUUUUCCUUUUGUUUUUUGUGUUUUUUUGUUUUGCACAUUUUCAUCAUUUUACUCUAAAUCUCUAAUCUAAUCAAAUCACACUGGGUUGUUUCUUUCUUUCGUUAGGAUACUGCAACAGCUAAGAAACAAUUGAAUGAUGUACUCUCUGAAUUGGAAUCCAUAGAUUCACAAAUGUUAAAAAUAAUGGGAUUGAAUGCAUGGAAUUGAAGUAGGCAAUUAUAAAUGUGUACAACACCCCUCGCCCUCUCCCCUUCCCCGUCCCCCUAAUGAUGUGAUCAGCAGACUUCUUCUUAUCUGAGCAUUUGAGAAAAUUCAUCAAUGUUGAUCCUUUUUUUGGAACAAUACUCAUUUUGGUCAGAUUACAUUUGAUGAUGAUGAUGAUGACGGUGAUGAUUGUAGCAACAGAUUUUUUCAAUAUGCAAUUUCAUUUUAGUCAAUGUCAAUCAACACUCAGUCUUUUUGCUAUGCAUACAGUGUCUAGUUUUUUGCUAAGGCGGUGUGGUGUUUGCUUUAAAAUGAUCUAUUUUGUGUUUAUUAGGACGUAUAUAUGU
Trichobilharzia regenti is the source of this 1361-nucleotide messenger RNA. The record is from the annotation of a GenBank genome assembly. Lineage: Eukaryota; Metazoa; Platyhelminthes; Trematoda; Strigeidida; Schistosomatidae.